AUUCGAUCAGUGAUGCAUAAAUUGAUGCAUACAAUACGGGAAUAGAACGUUUGGAAAACACAUGUUAGCUUAGCAUCAGUAUAUUGUAUAUGUAAUAGAGGCUGGUAAAGACGACAGCGUUGAAAAUUGUAUUAACAUUACAAAAGCGUUACAUAAAAUUGUUAAUUAUUUAUUACGAGGCAAGCAGAGUUUGCUCUUUACAGAGAGAACAAAUUAAUAAUGUGAAUCUCUAAUAUAACCUAUACUGUUUGUGAAAUAUAUCGAGAUCAAGUUUAUGAGAAUAUACAUUUAAAAAUUGUAAUCGGAUCAAUAAGUAUAUAAUAUAAUAUAAUGAAAUUUUGACAAGUGUCUCUAGUAUUUGAUCAAUAUUGAAGCUUAACUUGAUCAAAAUGCCUACAGUCAUAGCCUUAGAUGUCUCUUUGUCAAUGAGAAGACCCGUAUUAACAAACGGAACGAAUGAUAAUUUACAAAAUGAGCCAUUGACACGACAUUCUUUAGCGGUGCAUGGUAUAAAUGCUUUGUUACAUUACUUGCAAGUUAAUUCGAAGCUGGAAUUUGUGUCACUGAUUGUAUUUUCCUCAUUGUAUGAAGUGGUUUGUCCUUUCACUCGUGAUUACGACAGUAUACGUGCAAAGCUACAGACUAUUGAGGAAUGGGACAAGACGUGUAUCGAAGGAGCAUUACACGGUGUCAAUAAUGUAAUUAUGGCAGAAUGGGGCAAUGCUACUGCUUGCCAAGUGAUACUAAUUACAGAUGGCAAUCCUGGCAUAGGACUGAUGUCUUUGGGUGAUUCUUUAAAUUCUUUAAAUGUCACACGAGGUAUAAACCCCUUUCCACUACCUUUCCCAUAUCCAGGAAAAUUAAGUAUAGUGUGCAUUGGGUCACAGCAAGAUCCUUGUUUACAGGCUGGUUUACCUCUCUAUCAACGAUUAGUUGAUUUAGCUGGUGGUGACAGCAUUGUUCUAGUUCCAGACUCACCACUUAAUAAAUAUUCUGUCACUGCUUGUUUCCAGAAACUGGCUGAAGCAAAUUAUGUUUCCUUUCAAGGAUAUUUAAAAUGUGGCCAUUUAGGCUCUCGUAUUUUAUUAUCACCAGCUCCUAUGCCUUAUACAAAGAAAACAGACUUUGAAUUAGUCCCAGAUCUGGUAAUAUCAAAAACUAUAGAAAUAUGUGGAUUUAUAUCUGUAGGGGAUGUUGGUAGUCCAAGUUCCAUUUCUAGACAUUUGGUUUUACCAUUGGCAACAGAGAAAACUUCAAGUAUGCAGGGUAUAUCAUUAGAAGAGGAUUCAGAUACCGAUGAAAAUGGAGACGAGGGAAAAAUGCCAUCUUUUUGUGUAUUGCUUCAUGGAGCAUUGAAGGUAGAAAAUAUGGCCGCCCUCUGUUUAUUGAACAAUGAAUGGUAUGGAUUUAUAUAUUCUUGGGCAGAUACAAAGAAGAAAUCUAACUUAAUGUUAACAGUAUUAGAACCGGGAUCUGAUGUUGUGCCAUGGUUAGGCAAUUUCAGCAAUUUAGGCCCAUUAGAUGCAGCUAAAGGUUCUCCAGUCAGUUUUCCGGUGAGACCAGCUGAGAAAAGAAGUUAUACACAAAAUGCUCCUUCAUGGAUUCGUCAAGUGGGUUUACAAUCCGAUAUUCAGAAAAUAUUAAGACAUGCGAGAAAAUUACCAGAGAAAACACAAAACUUUUAUAAGGAGGUAAAUAGAUUACGACGCGCAGCAGCAUCAAUAGGCUUUAUCGAGUUAUUAGAAGGAUUAGCCUGCAUCUUAGAACGAGAAUGCACAUUACUACCACCGAAUCUGAAUCCCGAUUGUACAAUACAAAUGGGACACGUUGCAUCAAUGAUCAGAAAACCAGAAUUUCUUGAACUUAGAUACAAUAUUCCACCUGCACGGACAAAAUUUCAAACUGGAUCAUGAGUUGCAAUAUACAGCAAUCAAUGUGUUAUUGCAUUUGUUUUAGACAUUAGACAUGUAUACAGCAACAAUAAAAUUUUUAUUUAUUUUAAUUUUAAA
This is a messenger RNA of Cataglyphis hispanica, 2009 nucleotides long. It is a transcript of the gene IntS14, whose product is annotated as integrator complex subunit 14. The coding region runs from base 390 to 1913 and encodes 507 amino acids. The record is from RefSeq and is a predicted model, not a curated record. Gene Ontology annotation, biological process: snRNA 3'-end processing. NCBI's taxonomy places the organism in Eukaryota, Metazoa, Arthropoda, Insecta, Hymenoptera, Formicidae. Gene Ontology annotation, cellular component: integrator complex. The transcript is spliced from 6 exons.